GGGAGAAAAAGAUAAACAGAAGGAUCAUAAAUGAGAUUAAAACCCUAUUGACGCAGAUCGAGUUGUAAAUUACGUUGAUUACAAAUUCAUUAUUUCGCUAUUUGCAUCUUCAUCAUCCAUUGCAAAGUUCAGACUUCAGAGAAAGUGUUCACACCAAAGUGAGAGAGAUGCAUCUAUGGCCAUCAAUGAGAUUAAGGGACUCAUUCAAAUUGGGUUACUUGAAGAAUCUAGAAUGGAAUCUUCACAGAAUGGACAGUCAGAAGAAACGUAACAAGUCCCAGAACUGUGGAAAUAAUGAUCAGAAGCUUCUGGAUGAUGAACCAAGCAGUUCUAAUACCAGCGGUGGAGGAGGAGGGAAAUUGGUUGUGAUUUGUAGGGACUUACUCAUGAUCCUUUCUUGUUGUUACUGCUGUUUCUGCUGUGGAGCCUGUAUUGCUGAUGAAGAAGACUAAAGACAGGACAGCUAUUGGGAGAAAGAGAGUACAUUAUGGAAUUAGAAGAUGUAAAGAAAAGAUUGGAGUUUAAUGAAAAUGGUCAACUGCAAUUAAAGCUUC
Molecule: messenger RNA, 554 nt
Organism: Nicotiana attenuata
Lineage: Eukaryota; Viridiplantae; Streptophyta; Magnoliopsida; Solanales; Solanaceae
Exons: 3
Coding region: 168-452 (94 amino acids)
Source: RefSeq, a predicted model, not a curated record